Messenger RNA from Mus pahari (shrew mouse), 4077 nucleotides. Its product is annotated as zinc finger protein 14-like. Bases 1304 to 2896 code for a protein of 530 amino acids. The record is from RefSeq and is a predicted model, not a curated record. Gene Ontology annotation, molecular function: DNA-binding transcription factor activity, RNA polymerase II-specific; RNA polymerase II transcription regulatory region sequence-specific DNA binding. The transcript has 5 exons. Gene Ontology annotation, biological process: regulation of transcription by RNA polymerase II. Gene Ontology annotation, cellular component: nucleus. Lineage: Eukaryota; Metazoa; Chordata; Mammalia; Rodentia; Muridae.
UGUGGGUAGAAGCAGUACUCAGAAGGUAACUGGGUGCCAGGACGGUUGCCUGUGGGUAGAAGCAGUACUCAGGAGGUAACCGGGUGCCAGGACGGUUUAGCUAGGAUAGUGGUGCUAAGUUUACUAUGGCAGGCGUGGAUUCUCUGAAGGAGUGAAGCCCAAGUCCAGUUAGAGAGCCGCCUGGUGCUAUCCUCAGAACAGUUAUAUCACUAUCACUGUCGCACAGGUGGACACACCUUGCUUGGCAGGUUGGUUUUGUGUGCUGCAGAGGUCUGGGGAAGACAUUCUGUGCCUGUCAUUCCUCUCCCAGCAUCCCGCUUAGUGCCCAGAGCAUCAUGAAAGUCAGCCAGCAAGGAGGAAGCUUUUCAGCUCAGUGCCAGUUUGAUUUCUUUCUGUAUUGUAACCGGUGUGUGGGGCGUCUUCAGUAAUCACAGCCAGUCCUGGAGGGCAGCCACGAAGAGCAGAAGUGCCUGUUAGGUCUCUCUGACCUAUGUAUGGCUGAUGCGGAGGUCAUUCUCUCCUGCUCUGCAGUUAGGGCUUAGUAACCAUCAGCUUUCAGAAGCAUCGUCUACUGUAGGAUCUCUUCCUUCUUGUUUUCAUCAUUGUCUUAACUUCCACAUGACCUUGCUGUAGCACUGCUGUGUACGUGGACAGAGGACUCUAUAUCCUGCUCCGGGAGAUGCUUGUACAGUCAUGUUCAUUGUCAUUCUUAAUUUGUAAUAGCCAGGAAAUAAAAACAGCCUACAUGUCCAGCUGGUGAGUAGAUAUUAAAAAUGUGUAUACAUAAAGGACUUCCAUUCAGCUGUGAAAAAAAACCAAAAUGAUGAAAUUUGCAGGCUAAUGGAUGAAAUUAGAUAAAAAUACUGAAUUAGCUGAUAGUUUGAGCUGGGACAGUGAACACCGUGUCCCUCUCUCCCAUAGGUGUUAGCUUCACGCAUGUCCUUAGCUUGCUGUGUCUUAACUUGCAGAGCUUGAAGAAGGAAGGAAAGGGCCACCAGGGAGCUGCUGUUGAGGAUGGAGGAAAUGGUAGCACAGAUAACCAACAGGAAGACUCUGGGUCUGCCAGGAAAUUCCAGGGAGGACUGACUGAGGUGAGAAGACCCUGUCACCAUCGUAGAGUAGGUGGCACUUUGAGAAGUCCAAAGAAGGAGCAGCUUUUCUUCCCUGCUUGCUUGCCUUCUUGCCGGUGAGUGCAUCUGUCUUGUCACCGCCGUCAUCCUUCCCUGACGCUGGAGUCAGCUUCUUGGGCCUUCCGGUGUGGACUGAAGACCACUGAAGAAGCUGUCCCGGUGUCCUCUUCAUCAUGGAGACAGCCAUUGUUGGACUCUCCAGACCUGAUGAGGGUUUGGUGAGCUUUGAGGAUCUGGUGGUGCACUUCACCCAGGAUGAGUGGGCUUUGCUGGAUCCUUCUCAGAAGACGCUCUAUGGCGAUGUGAUGCUGGAGACCUUCAGGAACUUCACUGCCAUAGGAUAUGAAUGGGAAGAUGAGACAAUUGAAGACCAUUGUGAAGAUCCUGAAAUAAAUAUAAGGAACAUCGUCACUCACUCUGAAUACACACAGUAUGAACAUGAGGAAUAUGAAGAGAAGCCACCUGAUUCUAAUUUUCUCACAAGUGUUGAAGGCCUCACGGAAGAAACUAAGACUUCGAGUGGACCCUCUGUGUGUGAGGUAUGUUUAAAGACCUUUGGACUGUACCACCUAACUUACAACGGACAUCACAACUAUGACUACAAGGAGCUCAGAGGAAGUCAGACUGAAGAAAAUGAUUCUGAAGGUAAUCAGUGUGAGAAAACUUCUGGUUCCCUUCACAAAGAAGAAAAAAUUCACACUGGAAAAAAGCUCUAUGUGUGUCAGGAGUGUGGGAAAGCCUUUAGGUAUCCCAGCGCCCUUCAGUUACAUGAAAGAAUCCACACUGGAGAAAAACCCUACGAGUGUAAAGACUGUGGGAAAGCCUUUAGAGGUCUUAGCGCCCUUCACUUACAUGAAAGAAUCCAUACUGGAGAAAAACCCUAUGAGUGUAAGCAGUGUGGGAGAGCCUUCACGUAUCUCAGUGCUCUUCAGUUGCAUGAAAGAAUUCAUACUGAGGAGAGACCCUGUGAGUGUAAACAGUGUGGGAAAACCUUUAGAUAUAGCAGGGCCCUCAAAUUACAUGAAAGAAUUCAUACCGGAGAGAAGCCCUAUGAAUGUAAACAAUGUGGGAAAUUUUUCAGAAGUCACAGGACCCUUAAGUUACAUAAAAGAAUUCAUACUGGAGAAAAACCCUAUGAGUGUAAAGAAUGUGGAAAAGCUUUUAGAUGGCUUACUUCUCUGAAGUUACAUGAAAAGAUUCAUACUGGAGAAAAACCCUAUGAAUGCCAAGAGUGUGGGAAAGCCUUCAGGUGUCAGGCUUCCUAUCAUAGACAUAAAAUUACUCAUGGUGGAGAAACAUUGUAUGAAUGUAAGGAGUGUGGUAAGUCCUUCAUUUAUCCCUCUUUACUUCAAGUGCAUGAACGAACUCACACUGGUGAAAAGCCCUUUGAGUGUAAGCUCUGUGGUAAAGCCUUUAGGUGUCAGUCCUCGCUUCGAUUGCACGAGAGGACACACACGGGAGAAAAACCCUAUGAGUGCAAGCACUGUGGCAAAGCCUUUUCGAGUUACAAUUACCUUCGAUUUCAUGAACGAAGCCACACGGGAGAGAAACCCUAUGAAUGUAAGGAGUGUGGUAAAACUUUCACACAUCGCUCUUACCUUCGAUCACAUGAAAGAAGACAUACUGGGGAGAAGCCGUACCAGUGCGUACAGUGUGGCAGAUCCUUCAGCCGGCAUAGUUCCUUUAAGAGACAUCAGUCUGUUCAUGGAGAAAGCCCAUAUGAACAGUAUCUAAUUCCAUUAUCCCCAUUUCCUUCAAAGGAAUGAAAGAACAGAUUGGUAACAAACCCUUUGAAUGUAAACAAUGUAGCAAAUUACCCCAUCCACAUAAAACACACAAACUCAAGGGGGAACCUUUUAUAUGUAAACAGUGUGGCAUAGCCUUUAGGGGGUCACAGUGUCCUUCAAAGACAGAAUUCUUGCUGGGCAAAGUUUAUGUUUGUUACCAAUGUGGUAAGUGUCCAUUGUCACAUUUCCUUUCAAAGAAGUAAUUUAAUUCAUGCUGGGCAAAUGCCCUAUGAAUGUAUAAGAUAUGGUUAAUCUUUCAUUUAUCUCUAUUUGCCUUAAAAUCAUGAAAGAACUCAUAGUGGUGAAAAACCCCCACAUGAAUAUAAACAAUGUGGAAAGCCUUCAGGUGUCACAGGUCCUUUCACUAGCAUGGAUGAAAUGUCAUGUUGGAGAGAAAAUGGGAAUGUAAAGUAUGUUAAGACCUUGAGAUAGCAUUGUCCCCAAGUUCUGAGAAUGAAUUCCAACUGGAAAAAUUUCCAAAAGGAAACAGCUGUGAAGCCUUCGUGGUCCCAGUUGUUUAAGAUGCUCAUAGUGUUGGAAGGUGGGCGGUUCUGUCAGUGUAAGGAGCAUGGGAAUUUAAUGGUUGCUACGAGAUGGACAUUUCCUUUUGCACUGGCUUCCCAUGACUUGCCUGUACUCUUGUAAAUACCCCAAAUUAAACUCCACUGUUCCUCAAGCCACACUCGGGUAGAAUCAUUCUUGGUCCCUGUCAUUGAUACACGGUCUGGGAAGAACAGACCUUCGUAAAUGUCUUGAGGGUUUUAAAGUUGUGCUGUCUCCAUCCGUGUGAACCAUCCAGCAGGGGUGAAGGCUGGACCCUGACUCGCUGUGCUGCUUUCUGGUUUGCAUGGGUGCUUCAGCUGUCAACUUGACAGUCUGGUGUCCCCUGGGAAAGGAGCCUCAAUACUGACCCGAGUUCGGCUCGCCUUUACACAGCCAUGAGGGGUUUUCUUACUAGGAUUAAUUGAGGUAGGAAGGCCCAUCCUGAAUGCUGUCAGUACUGUUUUAUGGACUGAAUGUAGGACAGAAGUAGCUGAGCACAGAAAUUCCUUGCUGUCUGCCUUGGGACUUCUGUCUACUGUGGUGUCAAGCUCCUGCCACAGAGACUGGCCCACAGUAAUGGAUUGUAACCUGAAACUAUGAGCUGAAAUAAACCCUUU